Molecule: messenger RNA, 1123 nt
Organism: Onychostoma macrolepis
Lineage: Eukaryota; Metazoa; Chordata; Actinopteri; Cypriniformes; Cyprinidae
Product: trace amine-associated receptor 3-like
Exons: 2
Coding region: 89-1123 (344 amino acids)
Biological process (GO): G protein-coupled receptor signaling pathway
Cellular component (GO): membrane
Molecular function (GO): trace-amine receptor activity
Source: RefSeq, a predicted model, not a curated record
AAUAUUUAAAUUUAUCUUUACUCAACUCAUGUUUAUAAUUGUCAACCUUUUUACAAAGAAAAUCAUCUCAGCAUCUUGAUCAGACGUGAUGACUUCAAAUAAGACUGAGAACAUGCUUCUCUGCUAUCCAUUCCGGCCGAACUCCUGUCAAAAACUGCAGCGUCUUACUGUGGUUAAAGUGGCGAUGUAUGUUUUAAUAGUGCUGAUGAUCCUCACAACAGUUUUUGGGAACCUGCUGGUCAUCAUCUCCAUCUCUCACUUCAAACAGCUUCAGUCUCCAACUCAUCUGAUCGUUCGCUCUCUGGCUGUUAGUGACUGUCUGAUGGGCUCUUUGGUCAUGCCGUACAACAUGGUGCGAUCUGUUGAAGGCUGCUGGUAUCUGGGAGAUUUCUUGUGUAAAGUUCAUUCUAGUUUAGACAUGAGCCUCUGUAUGUCCUCCUUACUGCAUCUCAGUUUAAUAUCUGUUGACAGGUACUGGGCCAUUUGUGACCCUCUGAGGUACAAAAUGAGGGUCACAAACAACAACAUGACUGUUUUUAUUACCUUCAUAUGGCUGUUUACAUGUGGGUACAGUUUCUUUGUUACUUACUGUGUGGGAAACUGUGUUGUGUUUUCAGGGAUAAAUGCAGUUGGAAUGGAGAUGCUUAUAUUGCAGACUUACUGUGUGGGAAACUGUGUUGUGUUUUUUAACAAGGAGUGGAGUUUUAUAUGUCCAGUUCUUCUACUCUUCCUUCCCGGGAUGAUCAUGAGCUCUCUCUAUGUAAAAAUCUUCUGUGUUGCACGAAAACAUGCAAAGGUUAUGUCAGAAAGAGCGACUGGAGGGAUAAAGAGUCAAAGCUCUGCUCACAGAGAGAGAAAAGCAGCUAAAACUCUGGCUAUUGUCAUGGGUGUUUAUUUGUUCUGCUGGCUGCCAUUUUUUACUGCUGCUGCUCUCGACCCAUUUUUCAAUUAUUGGACCCCAGCUGUUGUUUUUGAUGCUUUGUUUUGGUUUGCAUAUUUCAACUCGACUUGUAACCCCUUGGUUUAUGGAUUUUUCUACCCUUGUUUUCAAAAGGCCUUUAAGAUUCUCAUAUCCACUUAUAUCUGUGGCAUCAAGCAUUCUAACACCUUGAUAUUUGACUGA